AUGAUUUUCAUCAAAAAUUUUGUGCGUAAAAAUGAUAUUAGUAGAGUGAAAUUGCUUUUCGAAGAACUCAAAUAUAUAUUUAAUGAAAUGAUUGAUGAAAAUGAAUGGAUGGAUGAAAAUUCGAAGAGAUGGUUGAAGGAAGAGUUGAAAACAUUAAAAGCAUUUAUUGGUGAGCCAGAAGAAUAUCGGAAUAUUGAAAAAAUGUAUGAAAGAGUGGAGAAAUCGAAACCAGCUGAACAACAAGGAUAUUUAGAACUUGUAAGGAAUUUAUUGAAAAUGAAUAGUGAAGAGACAUUUUUGAGGGUUGCCAGAAGAGAAGUUAUGACUUAUCAGGUUGAUUCAUCUGUCAUGUAUGGAUCACAUCGAAUUUGUAAGUUGUAAUAGCUUUCAAGAGACUAUAUUCGAUUUUUCACGACCAUUUACUCCAAUAGAAAAUUGCCCCUCGGGUCAGACGAGAGACGACUGGAGUCUAAUGACGUCAUCACAGACAGAGAAAGACAUCGCUUCGAAAUAUUUUUGAGAAAAUAUGUGUCCCUUUGAAAAAAUAAUUUAUUUUGUUUCAAGGAACACACAUUUUAUUGAAAAUAUCUCGCCACGAAAUUCAUUAUCGGGAUAUUUUCGUAAAAUACUCUCGCCGUCUCGCGUCUGACUCAACGGGCGCCAUGUAUGGUCGUGUUUUUUUUAGCAAUCCCCUCGAUUCUUUUCUCAUAUCCAUUCCUCGAUGAAAAUUUACCGUAUUGGAAUACUAUUGCAACUUUGGGCUAUUUCAUUGGCCAUGAAAUUGGACAUGCUUUUGAUGCGCAACGUUUUUUGCAAAGUGAGGAUAAACAAGAAUUCGAGAAACGUGUCAAAUGUAUCACUGAUGGAAGUUUUAUGAGUUGGAGCAUCUUUGGAGUAAAGGUAAACCCUUUUUUCGAGUCCGACGGUGUUAAGACGAGAAUUGCCGAUAAAUUAGGAUUCGAUUUAGCAUACCGGCUUUUCAAAAAAAUACGGAAACCUCAAAAAUUACCAGCUUUUGAAGAGGAGACAAUUGAUCAACAGUUUUUUCAACGAAUCGCAUCGGUAGUUAUUUUUUUCGCUUGAAAUAGUAGAAUGUUCGAAAAAUUUCAGGCUUUAUGCGCAAAAAAAUUGAGUCAAAAGGAUAAACAUAGUUUUCGAGUGAAUGGAAUGAUGUCGAAUUCGAUGGAAUUUGCCAAAUCGUUUAAUUGCGACAAAAAUACACCAAUGAAUCCGGAUAAAAAAUGUCCGCUUUUAUAA
Caenorhabditis angaria is the source of this 1257-nucleotide messenger RNA. The record is from the annotation of a GenBank genome assembly. NCBI's taxonomy places the organism in Eukaryota, Metazoa, Nematoda, Chromadorea, Rhabditida, Rhabditidae.